Messenger RNA from Tupaia belangeri chinensis (Chinese tree shrew), 3457 nucleotides. It is a transcript of the gene RETREG1, whose product is annotated as reticulophagy regulator 1. Gene Ontology annotation, biological process: reticulophagy; negative regulation of neuron apoptotic process. Gene Ontology annotation, cellular component: endoplasmic reticulum membrane. The transcript is spliced from 8 exons. The coding region runs from base 648 to 1688 and encodes 346 amino acids. The record is from RefSeq and is a predicted model, not a curated record. NCBI's taxonomy places the organism in Eukaryota, Metazoa, Chordata, Mammalia, Scandentia, Tupaiidae.
CCCUCUGCUGGCCACCUCCCUCCUGUGACUCGAAGGAGAUUUGAUAGCCCAGGGUGAAGUUUCAACCCCCUGCAGCCGCUUCACCUUCGGUGGGUGCCUGCUCAUGCCAGGAAAAUAAAGGGAUGAGAAAGGGCAGGCCAGCCCAGGCGCAGUCAUCCAGUGAAGGUUGAUAGGUGGCUGGUGACACCUUCUCACACGACUGCAGAGAAAAAAAAGGACAGGGCAGCUGGACAGGCAGCUAGCUCCCGCCGCCUGUCACGGUGCUGGAGGAAGAGGUGACCUGUUUAUUUUUAGAAGGGGACAGUCAUAAUAACCCUGCGCUCAGCUUCAUUCAAGGCAGGCAGGCGCGCUGGGAGUUUGUAAACACCACUCUGAGUAAGGGAGGAGCGCUUUUUUCUGAAAAGGAAAGAACUUCACUACUAGGUUUUUCCUCCUGAUACCCAACAUUCGAGAAGAAACUGUCGUGUGGCCCCCUUAGCUGCGGCGUGCAAGGGCCACGGCUUUCUCCGCUCGCGUUAUUUUUAAAGGGCAGAAAUGCCUGAAGGUGAGGACUUUGGAUCAGGAAAAAGGGUGAUUAAUUCUGCCUUGCCAUCCCUGAAAUGUGAUGAAGGUCUCUGAGCUGUGAUUCAAGGAGAGCUGCAGCUGCUAUGUGCUGGGAAGUUAUCAAUUCCAAACCAGAUGAAAGACCCAGACUCAGCCACUGUAUUGCAGAAUCAUGGAUGAAUUUCAGCAUAUUUCUUCAAGAAAUGUCUCUUUUUAAACAGCAGAGCCCUGGCAAGUUUUGUCUCCUGGUCUGCAGUGUGUGCACAUUUUUUACGAUCUUGGGCAGUUAUAUUCCUGGGGUUAUACUCAGCUACCUGCUGUUGCUUUGUGCGUUUUUGUGUCCACUGUUUAAAUGUAAUGAUAUAGGACAAAAAAUAUACAGCAAAAUCAAGUCAGUUCUGCUGAAACUAGAUUUUGGAAUCGGAGAAUACAUUAAUCAGAAGAAACGUGAGAGAUCUGAAGCAGAUAAAGAAAAAAGUCACAAAGAUGACAGUGAAUUAGACUUUUCAGCCCUUUGUCCUAAGAUUAGCCUCACAGUUGCUGCCAAAGAGUUAUCUGUGUCUGACACAGACGUCUCAGAGGUAUCCUGGACGGAUAAUGGAACCUUCAAUCUCUCAGAAGGAUAUACUCCACAGACAGACACUUCUGAUGAUCUUGACCGACCUAGUGAAGAAGUUUUCUCUCGAGAUCUUUCAGAUUUUCCAUCUUUAGAAAAUGGUAUGGGAACAAAUGAUGAAGAUGAAUUAAGCCUUGGCUUACCCACUGAUCUCAAGAGAAAAAAGGAUCAGCUGGACAGUGGUCACAGAUCAAGCAAAGAGAAGCAGUCAGCAGCUGGUCUCACCCUUCCUCUGAACAGUGACCAAACCUUUCAGCUAAUGAGCAACCUGGCUGGGGAUGUCAUCACAGCUGCAGUGACUGCUGCUAUCAAAGACCAGCUAGAGGGCGCUCAGCAAGCCACUGCUCAGGCUGCAGCCAGCCUAGGAGAGGACACAGACACUGAAGAAGGUGAUGACUUUGAACUACUUGACCAGUCAGAGCUGGAUCAAAUUGAGAGUGAAUUGGGACUUACACAAGACCAGGAAGCAGAAGCACAGCAAAGUAAGAAGUCUUCAGGCUUCCUUUCAAAUCUACUUGGAGGCCAUUAAUCUGGGAAUCAGCUUGCAACAGAGCACAGAUUAAACCACCAAAAAAUUUCAAACAAGAAAGAAAAAAAAAAGAAAAAAAAGAAAAAAAAAUUGAACUGUAAGCUUUAAUUAUUACUUUAGGGGUUUUUUUUUGUUUGUUUUACUUUCCCUUCUGCAGUGAAAUUGGAUAUGUAUCAGUUAACACUGAUAGACUGAUAUUUCCCAUAGUUAUUUUUAUGUGAUAAGCAUGGAAAUGAACUUUACACACACACACACACACACACAUACACACACACAAAUACUGUGUGGUUAGAGAUGAGUACUAGGGGUUAUUUUUAAAACUAAAAGAAAAAACACAAAAUUAAGAUCCUCCUGUAAGUAUUUCUUUUUCUUUACAAUUAUUUUUUCAAGCAUGCAAAGUUUAUUGUAACUCAAUGAAAAAUACUAACAACUAAUUGUGAAUACAUGCUGUAUCAGCUCCCUUAUUCCUAAUACUUGGAAACAGAAAAAGAAAAACUGGUAGAGUUUGAUGUCUAAAAAGGCAGAAAUUAUCAAGAUAUCUUUAGCUGAAGGACUUGGGAAAUACUAUCAAAAUUGAUUUCUAAGAAAAUUUUAAAAAAUAUAUUUAAGUACUAUGGAUAGGUUCGAACAUUUCCAUGUUAUUUCUGCAGUUGUAGACUUAGGUUUACUCGUAAAGUGGCAUGCUCCCUUGACUGCCAUCUCUUAAGUCUUGCUGUGGGUGGUGUUAAUCUGUAGAAAGCAAGUAGUUACAUAUCACAUAGACUGUGGUUAUGAUGUAAACAGAGGUUCAGCUGUUUUGUUGAUUUGUCAUGUAUUUGUAACAGAGAGGUUGAGAGUGCAGAUCUAUUCUGCCUGCUCAGACUUAAGUUAAACCCUCACCUUUUAUAUCACGUCAUGUAAAAAGUCCCCUAAAAUUGUAAAACUAGUUCUUGGUAUGUUCUAUGAGUGAUGUGGUCAUCAGUAAUAAAGAAAUAAUAACUGUUUUCAUAGUCUUAUAGAUACAGGGGAGGAACUUGCUUGGCUUAAAGUAUAUUUAUUUGCCAUUGAAGUCUAAAUAUGCGAUGUUUCUUACUGGAAAGCUAGACUAUUUUUUUCUUUUAUUUUAAACUUUUAAAGAUUAUCUUUAAAUUACAAAAUUUGACUUAAGGUUUUUAACAAAGGACUAAAAAGCAGAAACCAAACUAGUUUUGUUUUUGUGAUAUAAAUUUUUAGUAGUGUUGAGGGACCAUGUCAGCAACUACCAAAAAGUCUCUUAAACCUUCAGGCAUAGCUGGCAUUUCUACAGAUGUGAUCAGACAUCUGAGACCCUCAGAAAGGAAGGAUAAUCUAAGAAUAUAGGAAAUCUGUGUACUACUCUUUUCAUUUUAUCCCUUUUCUUAGAUUUCUAAAGACUAAUUAUAGAAAACCUAAAAUCUUAAUGUUACAUCUUUUAUUUAUUUUUUCUUUCUGAGGUAUUAAAAUAGCUAAACUGAAUUUUGCCAAAUGAGAAAAGGAGAAAAGUUAUGGAAGACUUUGAACACUUGCUUUUUGUGACUGAGUAUGCUUACGUGUCAUUAGUGCCUCAUGACUGUGUUUGAUAUACUCUACUGAUACAAAGUGAGCCUGUGCCUUCAUUUUCUUGCCCAUUUCGGUACAAGUGGAAACUUGGUGUUAGAAAAAUUUCUGAACUGUGUGGGUUUUGGAGGACUAUAAUUGAAUUCUAUUCAGUGCAUUUCUGGACAUGAAGAAAAAUACAGUCACAUAUUUAUAAAACAGUUGUUACAAAGAUU